Molecule: messenger RNA, 2012 nt
Organism: Nothobranchius furzeri (turquoise killifish)
Lineage: Eukaryota; Metazoa; Chordata; Actinopteri; Cyprinodontiformes; Nothobranchiidae
Gene: serpinf1
Product: serpin peptidase inhibitor, clade F (alpha-2 antiplasmin, pigment epithelium derived factor), member 1
Biological process (GO): negative regulation of angiogenesis; negative regulation of endopeptidase activity
Molecular function (GO): serine-type endopeptidase inhibitor activity
Source: RefSeq, a predicted model, not a curated record
GGGGGCAGGAGGAGUUCCAGGAGUCUCCACCUCAGCAGCUUGUCAGAACCAGGAGCGACGUGGACCGCCUGGGACCAGAGAGGAUGAAGCAAACCACGUUCCUGCUGGUGUUUGUAGUUCUACUGAACAUCUGCUGGGCUCAGCUGGAGUCUGGCGGUGAGGAGGUGGUUGUAGAGGAGGAAGAACAUGUGGAACUCUUCACGACACCAAAGACCAAAAUGGGGGCAGCCAUCUCAGACUUUGGCUACAAUCUGUUCCGCGCUCUGGCCAGCCACGAAGCUUCAGCCAACAUCUUCCUGUCCCCCAUCAGUGUGUCUGCAGUGCUGACUCAGCUAUCCAUGGGUGGCUCAGAGCAGGCCCAGAGGCAGCUGUACCGAGCCCUCAGGUACCACACCCUGCAGGAUGCUCAGCUUCACAACACCCUAAAAGACCUGCUGACUUCAGUAAAGACAUCAGGGAAAGGCCUCAGCAUGGCGGCGCGCCUCUACAUGGCUCGGCGACUUCGUCCGAAGCAGGACUUCUUCAAGGUGGUUGAGCAGCAGUAUGGAGUACGCCCUAAAGCCUUACUGGGAGGUGCUAAAGACCUGAAGGAGGUCAAUGACUGGGUGUCUCAACAGACAGGAAGGAAGGUGCAGCAGUUCCUGAGCAAGCCCUUGCCCCGGACCUCUGGCGUUAAUGCUGUGAGCUCCACCUACUUCAAAGGAAGGUGGGUGACCCGCUUUAGUCAGAGUGGAACGCUGGAGAAUUUUCAGGUUGAUGGUGGGACACCAGUCCAGGUUCCCAUGAUGCAACAGGAUAACUACCCUGUGAAGAUGGGAGUGGACUCGGACCUGCGCUGCACUAUCGCCCAGGUCCAGAUGCAGGAUGACAUUAGCAUGUUUGUGUUCCUGCCUGAAGACGUGACAACAAACACCACCCUGUUGGAGGAGAGUCUGACUGCAGAGUUUGUGCAGGACCUCUCCAUGGCCCUCCAACCAGCCCAGUUGUCCCUGCUUCUGCCUAUCCUGAGGCUCAGCUUUUCCACAGACCUGCUGCCAUUACUGGGUGACCUUGGUCUCUCAGAGUGGCUGGAAAACCCAGAACUGGAUGACAUCUCGAUCCAACCCGCCAAACUAAGCAGUGUACAUCACAAGGUUGUCAUGGAGAUGGCGCCUGAGGGAAACCAGUAUCCCGUUGCUACCUUGGAACCAUCUCACCUGACUUACCGAGUGGACCGACCCUUUAUUUACCUGAUCAGAGAUGAGCCAUCAGGAGCACUGCUCUUUAUCGGCAAGGUGGUCAACCCCAAGGACCUGACAAUAUAACACACACACACACACACACACACACACACACACACACACACACACACACACACACACACACACACACACACACACACACGCACGCACGCACGCACGCACGCACGCACACACACACACACAGCGCAUAACUAAACACACAUAUAUAUGCUGUAUAUAUAAAAUCACACACACACACACUUCUAGCAGGCCCUAGGAGGGACUCUGGGACUGUCCUCAAGGACGUCUCUGCUGCGGUUCUUGUACUGGUCCAACAGGGGGCAACAGCUGCUUGGGUUUGACAUCACUGAAAUGUUUUUGCUUCUGUUUUAGAGCUUUUGUCUCUUUUAUAGUUCCUAAUGAAUGAUCAGAAAUCCUCAAACCAAAUUCAUCUAAAUCCUGAAACUGGGAAUUCUAGGAGAAGAACCUCUGAUCCCAGACCUGCAGGGCUUCUUCUGACAGCUGGGUUCAGCAUGAGCUCUGUGAUGAACCUGACCUUUGGACUGACACUGUUUCCUUGGAUCAGAACUGUUGGACCUCACAGUUGUCGGUGAGGUUCAUAGGCUUUGGUUCCAGAACCAGAACCAACUCACUCAGUGUUCUCACACAACAUUGUGUUUUAAACCUGUAUGUUGGGCGUGGCUAACAGCUGUCACUCAAGAUGUGCUGCUCUGCUGUAAGAUCUGAUGUUAUCAUUAUAAAUAAAAGCACAAAAGCAUGCAUUAGAAGAUA